CUGCCGAACGGAUAAACUUUCUCUCUAUCUCUCUCUCCCAUUCAGUGAGGAUGCUGACGAGCCCGAGCAACGUGCUCCAUAGCAGUCCAUGCUUCUCGCCGUUUCGGCGGAGCAAGUUUGUUUUCUCUCGGGAUUUCCGACGAUUCUUCGUCGGCAGCGGCGGCGGCGGAGGGAGAUUGUCCGCCGCGAAGCUGUGUUCGCUCUCUCUUCUCUCCGCGAGUGGUGGGAAGAAGUUUGGUAUCAGGGCACUAGCGGAGACUGAUUCUUCUGAGGUUGUUGACGAUGUCGGUGAUGGGUCUCCUAGUUUCUUCCCUAAUCAUGUUUCUGUCAAAAUCCCUUUCGGGGACAGAGAGAUUUUAGUUGAGACUGGUCAUAUGGGCAGACAAGCAAGCGCUGCUGUUACAGUCACUGAUGGAGAAACGAUUGUUUACACAUCUGUUUGUCUGGCUGAUGUCCCUAGUGAGCCGUCCGAUUUUCUUCCUCUUUAUGUUCACUAUCAGGAGCGAUUCUCAGCUGUAGGUCGAACAAGUGGGGGAUUUUUCAAACGAGAAGGGAAAACCAAAGACCACGAGGUUCUGAUCUGUAGGUUGAUUGAUAGGCCUUUACGCCCCACCAUGCCCAAAGGCUUCUACCAUGAAAUUCAGUUAUUAUCCUGGGUCUUGAGCUAUGACGGAUUACACUCCCCUGAUGCUUUAGCUGUUACUUCUGCUGGAAUAGCUGUAGCUUUUUCAGAAGUUCCAAAUUCAAAAGCUAUUGCUGGAGUCCGGGUUGGUUUUAUUGGGGGCAACUUUAUUGUCAACCCAACCACAAAGGAGAUGGAAGAUUCACAGCUUGAUUUGUUUCUUGCUGGCACUGAUACGGCAAUAUUAAUGAUAGAGGGCUACAGUAAUUUUCUUCCUGAGGAAAUGUUGCUCCAAGCUGUGGAAGUUGGACAGAAUGCUGUACGGGCUACAUGCAGUGCUAUUGAGGCCUUAGCAAAGAAAUAUGGCAAACCCAAAAUGUUUGAUGCAAUCAGAUUGCCGCCUUCCGAGUUAUACAAGCAUGUUGAAGAAAUUGCCGGUGAGGAAUUGAGCAAAGCACUACAGAUUAAGAGCAAAAUACCAAGAAGAAAGGCAAUCUCGUCGCUGGAAGAAAGAGUAUUGACAAUACUUACAGAAAAGGGAUAUGUCAUUAAUGAUGUAACAUUUGGAACCACAGAAGCGCCACAGGAUCUGUUGGAGGAUGAGGACGAAGAUGAGGAAGUUGUUCCGGAAGGUGAGGUGGAUCAAGGUGAUGUUCACAUAAGGCCAAUCCCACGGAAGCCCACCCCUUUACUAUUCUCUGAAGUAGAUGUGAAACUGGUAUUCAAAGAAGUAUCAUCAAAAUUCUUGCGGAGGCGUAUUGUUGAGGGUGGUAAAAGAAGUGAUGGGCGGACUGUAGAUGAGAUUCGCCCGAUUAGCUCAAGAUGUGGACUUCUUCCAAGAGCGCAUGGUAGUGCUCUAUUCACACGUGGUGAAACACAGGCACUGGCAGUAGUUACUCUUGGUGAUAAACUAAUGGCACAGAGAAUUGAUAACCUUGAGGGUUCCGACGAAUAUAAGAGGUUCUACCUUCAGUACACAUUUCCUCCAUCAUCUGUCGGUGAAGUCGGGCGAAUUGGAGCACCGAGUAGAAGAGAAAUAGGUCAUGGAACACUAGCAGAGCGCGCACUAGAGCCCAUAUUACCUGAUGACGAUGAUUUUCCUUAUACAAUACGUGUUGAAAGUACCAUCACUGAGAGCAAUGGUUCCUCAAGCAUGGCAUCUGUUUGUGGUGGUUGCUUGGCUUUGCGGGAUGCUGGAGUUCCAGUCAAAUGUUCAGUUGCUGGCAUAGCAAUGGGGAUGGUUUUGGAUACUGAAGAAUUUGGCGGUGAUGGAACCCCUCUUAUCCUUUCUGACAUUACCGGAGCUGAAGAUGCAUCUGGAGAUAUGGAUUUUAAGGUUGCCGGGAAUGCAGAUGGUGUUACAGCUUUUCAGCUGGACAUUAAGGUAGGGGGAAUCACUUUACCAAUAAUGGAAAAAGCGCUCCUACAGGCUAGAGCUGGACGUCGACAUAUACUUGCUGAAAUGUCAAAGUCUUCACCGUCUCCUUCAGAGAGCCUGUCAAAGUAUGCUCCGUUGAUUCAUAUCAUGAAGGUCAAUCCGGAUAAAGUGAACUUUCUCAUCGGUUCUGGUGGGAAGAAAGUGAAAAGCAUCAUUGAAGAAUCUGGAGUUGAAGCCAUUGAUAUGCAAGAUGACGGGAUUGUUAAAAUCACGGCAAAAGACUCUACAAGUCUUGAAAGGUCGAAGUCAAUUAUCAGUGGGCUGACGAUGGUUCCUGCUGUUGGUGACGUCUACAGGAAUUGUGAAAUCAAAUCAAUGGCUCAUUAUGGCGCCUUUGUAGAAAUUGCGCCUGGGCGGGAGGGACUUUGCCAUAUCAGUGAGCUGAGUUAUGAGUGGCUGGCAAAGCCUGAAGAUGCCUUUAAAGUAGGAGAUCGCAUUGAUGUCAAGCUUAUAGAGGUGAAUGAAAAAGGGCAGCUUCGACUUAGUGUUCGGGCACUUCUUCCCGAGCCAGAAAGAGAUGAAGAUGAUCAGAAGCAACAGCAGAGUGAUCCUACCAAAGAAAAGGGUUCACCGAGAAAAUAUGUAAAUGCAUCAAAGGACGAAGCUGCUGAUGGGAAGACUGGACAAGUCAAUGUAAAAAUUACCGCAGCGGCAGCCAAAGUUACCGGAUCCUCGAAAAUCACUUCUGUGGAAAACCUUGUUCUGAAGAAGAAAGCUAUCAGGAGAUCAACUGGUGGUGUCAAAGAAGUGCUUUCAGGUAAAAAGGACAAGUCAAAUAAAAGCAGCAAUGGCACAGAAGCAACAGUUUCCAGCGAAGACAAUAGCAAUUUUGUCAAUGGAGAAGCUACAAUCAGUUAGUAAAUGGCAUCAAUAAUCUUGAGUAACCACGGUUAAUUUCUCGUCUAUUGUGAAGAUGGAUACAAUGAAGGAGAAUCUCGUCCAACAGUAACACAGUUGUAGCAGUCUGUUCAGACACAUUUGGUCAGGUGGACAUGCUUGCAGAAGCUGAAGCUGAAGAUGAAGAAGAAGAAGAAGAAGAAGAAGAAGAAACCGUGGAAAUAUUGAACAUAAACACCAUUUCUUGAGGUGGAUUUUUGCAAAGUAAAAAGGGUUCUGAACUUUGUACCAUUUAGGCAUUUUUAAUCUUAUCUUAGUGUCUCCCGCUUGUUCUGGUUCUGUUCUUGUCUUGUUCGUCACUGCACUUUCCUGAGUUUCUUGAAAUCUAUCAAUGGAGAAAAUCAGUAAAAGUACCAAUUUGUCACAA
Messenger RNA from Tarenaya hassleriana, 3324 nucleotides. RefSeq names its product polyribonucleotide nucleotidyltransferase 1, chloroplastic. The coding region runs from base 51 to 2918 and encodes 955 amino acids. Gene Ontology annotation, cellular component: cytosol; mitochondrion; chloroplast stroma. The record is from RefSeq and is a predicted model, not a curated record. The transcript has 24 exons. Gene Ontology annotation, molecular function: 3'-5'-RNA exonuclease activity; RNA binding; polyribonucleotide nucleotidyltransferase activity. Gene Ontology annotation, biological process: mitochondrial mRNA catabolic process; mitochondrial RNA 3'-end processing. NCBI's taxonomy places the organism in Eukaryota, Viridiplantae, Streptophyta, Magnoliopsida, Brassicales, Cleomaceae.